Molecule: messenger RNA, 6032 nt
Organism: Poecile atricapillus (Black-capped chickadee)
Lineage: Eukaryota; Metazoa; Chordata; Aves; Passeriformes; Paridae
Product: inhibitor of nuclear factor kappa-B kinase-interacting protein-like
Exons: 4
Coding region: 250-1317 (355 amino acids)
Source: RefSeq, a predicted model, not a curated record
CCGAGCCCCGGCUGUGCGUGCCGGCACCUCUGCUCGUCCGUCCGUCUGUCUGUCUGUCUAUCUGCCCGGGGCGGGCGGGGCCCGGACGUGGCCGGGCGGUGAUGCGCCGGCUGCGGCUAAGGGAGGGGCCCCGGGGCCUGUAAACGUGGUGCCUGCGGGGCUGGGCGGCCUCAGCCGCCUCCGGCCCCCAGCUGAGGCCGGAGGAGCGCGGCGGCUCUCUCCUUUGCUUCUGCUUUUUAAAACCACAAAAUGUCUGAAGUUAAGCCAAGGAAAAAAGGUAUGUCUUCAUCCAAGACCAGUGAAGGGUCACAGAAGGCUGAGAAGCACAGUAAUUAUGGGAAGCUGGCAAGUCCCAGGACCAGCAAUAAUCACAGUUCCUUUUGGAUGGACUCAAGGACAAGUUUGAGUAUUGUUUCCCUUGCUGUUUGCCUGGUGCUGAGCUGGUUUCUAUUUCAGCAGUCAGGUCAAUUUGCUGAUCUGGAAAGAAAGUAUAAUUUUUUACAUCAAGAAGCUGAAAAAAUCCUGGAUGUGGGAAAUAAAGUAAACUUAAUUUCUGAAAAGUGUGAAAAGACUUGGAACUUAAUGAAACAGCUGGAAGACCUUCAAACAAUUUCUCACAUUAAAUAUCUGCAGGAAGAUAUUUAUACAAUGAAAACAUGGUCUAGCAGCAUAAUUAAAAAACAAGAAGAACUAGAGAAGAAUUUAACAAGCCUUUUUCAUGCAGUUUCAAGCACUGAACAGAAUGCAGCUUCUAUAGCAAAAAAUGUAACGUUGACAAUUGUGACAGUAAAAACUGACAUAAGGCGCAUUUCAGGCCUGGUCUCAGAAAUGACUACACUGACAGAUUCUUUACUAACACUAGAAGAUAAAGUAGAAAAAUGUGAAAAGGCAACAGUAAAAAAUAUAAGUGACCUCCUUACCAGUAGCAUCGACCGAAGUACAAAAAUCCAAAGCCUGGCAUCCAGUAACGCAAAAAAAAUUGAGCAAAUUAAGACAGCACUGUCCGAGUUAAGGAGUGAUUUUAACAAGCAUUCCGACAGGCUUUUGAAUCUUGAAGGUGACAGAGCAAAAGUUCUGAAGACAGUUACAUUUGCAAAUGACCUAAAGCCUAAGAUGUACAAAGUUAAAAAGGAAUUUGCCAUCUUGGAGCCCUUAAUAAAUGACCUAACACUGAGAAUAGGAAGAUUAGUGGAGGAGGUGUUACGACGGGAGAAGGAAAUUGCUUUACUGAAUGAGAAACUGGCCAAUCUAACAACAGUUCAAACCAAGAUCAAGGAUGUGAAAGAUGAAAUAACUAAGAUUUCAGACAUUAAUUGAUCACUGAAUGGCCACUGCUUAAAUGAUAGUGUUGGAUAGUGUUAACUCCCAUCAUGUGUAGUACUGAGAAGACAGACAAUAUUUAAAGGCUUCAUUUAGAAGCACACCUAAACCUGAAAUUUGUCCGAUUCCUUGGAACAGGACAGGAAAAAGUCAUACUUAUUUCAAGGGAGAAAUAAUAAUGUGAACAAAAAACUUAUCUCUCUGCAUGUAUUUUUCUGAAGGAUGACAGAUGCUAUAUUUAAUAAAAUGCUUGUUUUGUACAAUAAAACAAUGUUAAAGUGUAAAAUUAUGUUCUUAUCUUAAGAGUUUGCUUUCAUGAAGAAAGCAGGACCCAAGAAUGACAGAUCUCCAGUUUUGCUUUCCUGCUGCAAAGGAAGGGAUCAAAUUGUGGUUUCCAUCUAAACAAGAGGUAGUCAAACUGCAGUAGCACUUUGUCUCUAUCCACACUAUGAUUUUUGUAAGCUAGUUUAUUUUUUAAGUAAUAUUUAACAAGGCAAAUGCAGCAAACCAAGAAAUACUCAAAAAUAUUGCCUAUGCCUUCCAAAAUGUUUGUCACGCAUUUAGAUGGAAUAAUUUAUAUAAGGCUUUGUGUGAGGCUUUAUAAUUGUAAAUCAAAAUUACUGUGCAGCACUGUUCUGUCUUUAAAACAGGACACUCUAUAGGGACAAUGCUCUGAAAGACCUAAUGCUGCUGAUGGCUUUAUCCCAGUGUCACGGUGUCUCACUGUUAGGAUUCUCUUAGGAAUCCUAACAGUGCUAGUCAUUCAUUAUUUCUUGGUCUAAAAAAUACUAUAUAGUGAGCAGCAGAAUUAGCAGAGAAGUUACUUACAUCCCAAAAGGCUACUGCUAUGAACUAUUAGGACUAUUUAGGUGCUGAAGAGCAAGAUUUGAGAUAUUUGAAAAUGAAGUAGGCAGUAACAAGAUAGUGGGAAUGGUUUUAGCGGAGGAAGGUGGGGGAGAGAAAUGCAUUAAAUAGGAAUAAAAAUUACUAUAAAUAUCAAUUAGAAGCAAUACAACAACUCAGAAAAUUCCUUUAAAUGAAAUUAUAGCAAGAAGUGUAAGUAUAUAGUCAGGCCUUUAUAACUUUUCAGUUGGCCAUACCUGAACAUCUUGCAACUACUAGACUCUUGAUUGUAUGGAAAAUAAAAGCAUUCCUCUCCCUCAUUAUUUUCAUCUUCAUUCAGCAUUCCAUGUCUUUUGGUCUGCUUCAUGUUCCUGGUCUUCUGUACCUUCUUUGCUUCAUUUGCCCACAGUCAACCUCCAACACUUUAUUUAGUUUUCCUCUUUUUGGUAUAGGUCCAUUCCUACUCCCCCUUUUUUCUACCCCUUUCCAGUCCACCUGACAGAUGGCAAGAUAAAAACUUUUUAAAAGACAAGUUCUCCUAGAAGCAUCCACAGAUACUCUACCAACCCCUGUCCCUUUGCUCUUCUACACAGUUCUGAAGUGAGCUCCUGAAAAUGACCAGAUGGUAUUUGAAGGAGGCAGCAAAAUUAAAGAACAGCCAUGGUAAAGUACACAUUUCAUUUGUAUCAUACCUGAAGCAAUGGAUGUACACAUGCACAUACACCUUAGAGGUUUGAGAGUUACAUAAUAAAUAUAUUGUGGAUUAAAGGCAUCACAGGCUAUAGUAAUUGUGUUCACUUUGCUUUAAAUUUUAUGAAUGCAUCAUUUGUGUUCAGUAGCCAGUAAGGAACUGGAGAGGCAGAACUGCAGAACCAGUAAAGCAACAUCUACACAAGUGAUGUGGAAAAUACUUUCCAGCUGCACAGUUAAUCUGAGCAGCCUUGACACAGCAGAGGUCUGUCUGCAUGAAAAGGGUCCACUCUCUCCUUGGAAAGUAACCAGAAAACAAGCCAGGAUAAACAAAUGUGCAUUUCACUUUCAACCUCCAAAUUCUAGAACACAUCUCCCAGUGAAAAGCUAAGUGUAUAAAAAGCUAAAGUCCUGUGCAUUCCUAUUCCAGGGGAAGCUAAGCAUGCAAAAGAUGCUACAAAGACCAUUAAUUUCCCUUUCCCUUUGGAUGUAUGCUGACUUCCUACCCUUCCUUCCCAGGAAGUGCAGGUCCAAAGCAUGAUAAUCUUAUUAGAAACUUUUCUUACUGCAAGCAAGACAAAAAAAAUAAGUCAAAAAGUAAAGUCUACUUGGAAAAAAUAUUUUAGAAUAAUCUGUAUCUAAAGUUAUCACACCACUGUACAAACCUCAGCAGGAAGGUGAGAGAUCGGUAAUUCUCCCAUAAUCGACGCAGGUAUUACAAAUCUCUGUUUGCCCUUCAGGCACACAUCUCCACUGCUCUAAAAAAAUUGAAGUUUUAGAGUAGCUUUAUAGUUAGACUGCUCUAGGCAGAGAGACAGCUCUUUCUGCAGUGGAAAAGGUGAGCAGAGAGAGAGGUAUUUUUCAAAAGUUUAAAGCAGACAGAUAACCUCGCCUCCUUGUUUUAGUACUUGUCAGUGGUGAGGAGAGUAUUGGCUCAGUGAAACUACAAGCCCUUAGUUCAUUUCUAGGGCCAUGCAGUGAUACUCUGCAAUAUUAUCAAAUGAUUGAGAGAUUCAGGUAAUGAAAAUUACAGCUAUGCUACUUAGAUCAUCCCAUUGAGCCCAACCUGUAGUGACAUUCAGGCAAUCUUUGCUUUCAAUUUAGCUUUCAGGUACAAAACUGGCCAAUUAAUAUACUUCUCAGCAACUUGAAAAAAACAAUCCAAAAGCCAGAAAUGGCAUUAAGUGAUCAAUGAUGGAAAAUCACAUGAGCAAAGUAAUCCCAAAACAAUAAAAUUCACUUUUAGACAUCAGAAGUCUGCUCAGCCAAGAAUUUCCUACUAGCAGUAUCUUUCUACCCAGAACUGAGUUACAAAAUUGUAUUCUGUAACAAGGCCAUGCAGCUAUGAAGCUCAUCUACCCAAGGUACUCAUAUUUGCUAUAAAAAAGCAGAAUGUUUAUUGUUUUCACUGUGAACUACAUAAUUUCUAUGUAGAAAUGUAAAUGAGUUACAACUAUUUGUAUUAUUACAGCCCAUUUUAAAAUGAUAUGCAACAGACAUUUCCGCGAGUAUCAGUAAGUGUCAGCACAUUUCAUCUGUAGUACAACCUGAUACAAACACCGUGUGCAAAUGCAGUUGUUACUCCAAAUUUUUAUAUAUGGUAUGCUUUAAACCAGAAAGCUCAGCUCAGCUCCAAAACCAGCAAGAAAGUAUGUUUUCUCCAUCAUAAAAUAUACACAAGCAGUAUAUACAUAAUCCAUGUUUUACAGAGCACUUUGGGGUUUAGUGAUGGGUCUUGAGUUACCCAAAAUCAAAAUGGGGUACUCCUUUUUGAUACAGAACUUUCCUUGCAAUGGAAGUGCAAAUCUGUCAAAAGCACCACUGCUCCAUCUCAACCUUUCAAAAAUGUACCAUGCAUUAUGCACAAAGCAGUUCUGAAUGACAAAGUUGACCUUUUAAAUGCAUUUUAAUACUAAUUUUUUCCCACUGAAGCUUACUUAAAAUACUAGCAGGUGACCCCUUAAGCAAUACCCUUUCCUAACAAGCAUCUGAACAAUGCUGUGGCUGAAUGUUAAUGAAGCUGGCAGGUGCAAGGCAAUUCUCUCCCCCUCUUGGGUUUUCCACUGAAACACAACACUGCAAGGAGCACUAAGUGUAUCUUCCCUUUCUCAGUUACAGAAGGGGAACUGCUGGCGGCUCCUUAUAGUCUCAUCUCAGAUCUACCAUGAUAAAAUUAUCUGGCAUCUUUAAAAGAGAGUUUCAGAUCUGCCAGUGAGCAAUGAGAAAACAGAUUUAAGAUCCUCUUAUUAUUGUACAUAAGAACUGUGCAACAUUGACUCAAUCCUAGAGAAAAAUUGUGCGAUUUUGCUCCACAUACAGAAUUCUUGGGAAAUUUAGCUCAGCACUAGAGAUUGCUUGACAGACUACCUCACUGCAUAAGCCAAGCAUGUCUCACUCUUCUGCCAGCCUUAAAAUUUGACAGCAGUGCUUCACUUUCCCCAGGAUUAGAAGGAACUUUCAGCAAAUAAAAAUCUACUGAGUUACAACAUGCCUCUAAAGAAACCAGUACACAAGUGACAGUUUUGCCUAGCAAGCUGCACCAUACACACAAUGUCAAAAGGUGAUUUAACAUCAAUUCUUGAUACAAGAUCAAGUCAUAAUAAAGGCUCUUCUCCAAGGAAGCUCUUACAGGCAUUGAAUGACUCAUUAAAUAAUUUCAGAGCUUCCCAUUCAUGAUGGGAAAACAAGAUUUACAUACUUUUAGCAUUAAAUAAUUUUAAUUCAACAAAGUAUUUGUACAAGUAUUUUAUUUAGACUUGGGAUAUUUGUCUUUGCUGCGUAAUGCAGGAGCCACUUUACAGAGUGCCUUUAUUACUGUCAUGGUGACAGGGAAAUUGUGGUUUCAGCUUUUACUCCCCAUUCUGAAAGGCAACAACUCAAAAUAAGGCCCAGCUUUCUUGUUUAGCAUAAUCAUUCAAAAUCUUGGAAGUUGGAGGAUUUUCCCAGGGGGUGAAAAGCUCAAUGCUACAAUAGCAGGCACAUCCAACUCCAGCAGCAAGAAGCUGCAGUCAGUACAUGAUAUUCCAGUGGCACCUGCCUGAUUUGUCCCUUUGGCUCUGAAGGAGCCAAGUAAAGAGGAAGAAGCAGUGUAACGUAAGUAAGUGCCAAGCUAAGUUCAGUAUCAACAGCUCACAUGCUGUAAGGCAGCCUAUCCACAGUACUGCAGAAAAACGACAUCA